AUGUGGAAAGUUCUUACUAGUUCUCACGAGAUAACAAAUGAGCCAUAUGUGAGUUCAAACUACGAAAAUACUGCCAAAACUGUGAUAGCUGAUUUAACAACAAACUAUGAUACUGAGACGAACACCUCACUUGCUGGGAAAAUCAAGAAUUUGACGGUCGAGGAAUCUAUCAAAGAAUUAAAAGAGACGAGGGAAAAUGAAACCACAAAGAAAAGCACGGAAUACUGGAAGAACGUUUUUAAAAAGUGGGCGAAUGAAGACUUCCAAGCAAAUUUAGAAGAGUACGAGAGCGAUGUACUCGAGCAAACACUGCCGCAGUUUUAUGCCGAGUUACGAAAAGACAACGGGGAUGACUACCAGCCUGAUUGCCUGAAAGUAAUGCGGGUAUCUUUGAAGAGAUAUCUAGAAUCAAAAGCAUAUCGAAAGUCUAUCAUCCGAGACAGGGAGUUUCUUAACUCCAGAAAAGCCCUCGAAGGGAAGGUCAGGAAACUGCGAGAGCAGGGCAAAGGAAAGCGACCAAACCGAUCCAGAAGUUUGACAAAAGAAGAGAAAGAAGUCCUUUGGCAGAACAGUCAGCUUGGAGCGAGCACUCCACGAGCUCUACUUAACACCAUGUGGUGGCUGCACACUCAGCACUUUGGCCUACGAGGGCGACAAGAACAAAACCAAAUGAAAGUUGAAUAUUUCACUCUACAACGCGACGACGACGGACACGAAUUUCUCACUUUUGCCGAAGGUCCAACUAAGAGGACACAGGGAGGACUUAGCGUGAAAACCAGACUAGUUACCUCCAAAAUGUUUGCCAGAGGGAAUAAGGAAAGGUGCCCCGUCAUCUUGUUUAACCUAUACCUGGAGAAGAGACCAAACAACGUGAGGAAAAGCGGUCCGUUUCACCUCACUGUCAUUGUCAAGCCAUGCAGUUUCAAGGGUUUGGUACAAGAAAAUCCCAAUGGGAAAGAACGUCUUAAACACAAUCAUGAAAAACAUGAAAGAAAACUCACCGCUGAAGGAUCUGUGUCCCGAGAAGAAUUUGACCAACCGUAG
This is a messenger RNA of Orbicella faveolata, 1044 nucleotides long. RefSeq lists its product as uncharacterized. The record is from RefSeq and is a predicted model, not a curated record. NCBI's taxonomy places the organism in Eukaryota, Metazoa, Cnidaria, Anthozoa, Scleractinia, Merulinidae.